AUGACGCCAGUAACCGACGAUGAUCCAUGGUGGCACGCGAUCUCUUCAGUUUUCAAAGAACUAGAUCAGCAAAUAUCGGUAGAGAUAUUUCCAGGAGCAACGGACUCUCGAUUCCUGAGACAGAAGGGAAUCCGAUCAAUCGGAUUUAGCCCGAUAAAAAACACGCCGACACUUCUUCACGCUCACAAUGAGUACAUUACUGAGAAAGGUUUUCUGGAUGGCAUAUUGAUUUACGAGAAAUUGAUCGAAAGGCUUGCCAAUCUUCCAGAACAGUGA
Gongylonema pulchrum is the source of this 276-nucleotide messenger RNA. The record is from the annotation of a GenBank genome assembly. Lineage: Eukaryota; Metazoa; Nematoda; Chromadorea; Rhabditida; Gongylonematidae.